AUGGAUCUCACAGAUAGUUCGGAGGAAACAAGAGCGCUCGCGAUUUACUGGGGCCGCACGAAGCCCAUGCUAUCCCUAUCGCUUCUGUCAACCACCGCAUGGAUCACUCCGACGGCAUCCUCGACCACGACGCUCACACCGUUCUUCAAGCGUGCGUUGGCAAUGUCGACCAUGACCACCGCUUCCCAGCCUGCGAUCGUAGAUGCCGUCGCUGCUGGCAAAUACGUCGAGGUGCACUUUGACGACGGAGCCGCCUAUCGCUUCCACUCACUCUGGCUGCGCGACGCGUGCCGCGAUGAGGAGCACGUCGUAGGCGGCGCUGGCGAACGCUACUUGACUGCGACUCCGGUGGGGCCAUCGGGCGUGUCGGCUGAGAACGUGCGUGCAGCUUCUGCAGAAGUCGGUGCCAAUGGUGGUCUGCACGUCACAUGGAAUGACGCCUCGCUGGGCCCACACGAGAUGGCGGCCGAUCCGCCGCGUGUGUCCCGGUUUCGCACGGACUUCCUACGAAUGUAUGCCGAGGUCGUCGGAGAGAAGCUCGCCGCGGGAGCUCGCAGCAGCUCGGCGGUGCACGAGGACCUCGCGUUCCUGACACCCUACUCUGGAUUUCCGAGCGCGCGGGCGCCCAAGGCGGAGGAGAUGCGGCUCUGGAAGGCGGCGGACUUCGCCGUGCCCACGUUCGACUUCCAUGAGGUGCUCGACCCCGCCUCGGACGCCAACCUAAACUGCAUCGAGUCGGUGCUCUACCACGGCGGCGCGAUGAUCGAGGGCUGCGAGGAGCCCGGCGAGGUGGCGCUGCGCCGCCUCGCGGACGACGCCUUCGGCGGCCUGCAAAAGGACCCGACGCGCGACAUUGCCAACUGGCGGAUCGUCCGCAAGGAGGGCGCCACGUCCGUCUCGUACGACCACCUCAAGCGCCUCAACCAGCACACCGACUCGAGCAUCCCGCCGCACGGCGUGCCGGCGCUCUGCUUGCUCAUGCACUACGAGGAGGGGACGGGCACGAACACCUUCACCGACGGCUUCGCCGUGGCGCGCCAGCUCGAGGCCGAGGACCCGGAGGGCUACCGUCUGCUCGCCACGUACGGCUACGACGCCGAGCGCGACUUCGUGGCGUCGCGCGUCGACUCGCCGCAGGAGUACAAUCGCGGCCUCAUCGUGAGCACGCAGCCGAAGCUGCUGCAGCUCGACGACACCGGCGCGCUCCAGCGCAUCCAGUACAACGAGGUCUUCCGCACGCCGCUCACGCUGCCCUUCGACGUCUUCCCCAAGUGGUACAAGGCCUUCAACCGCUUCGUCGAGCUCGUCCACUCGGCCGAGUACGAGAGGCCCGUGCCGAUGCACAAGGGCAAGUUCUUCCUCAUGAACAACUGGCGCGUGCUGCACGGGCGGGCGGGCGGGCUCGCCUCGAGCGACCGCGUGCUCGUCGGUGGCACCAUCACGCGCGAGGCCAUCUACUCGCAGGCGCGCCGCCUCCUGCGCGAGCGGCGUCCCGGCGGCUUUGCGGACGUCUCGCAAGAGGAGGAGCUCGACGACGAGGAGGAGGAGGAAAGGCUGCGGUCGCGGCCGCGGCCGCGGUCGCGGCUGCGGCUGCGGCUGCGACCCAUAUAG
Emiliania huxleyi CCMP1516 is the source of this 1611-nucleotide messenger RNA. Its product is annotated as gamma-butyrobetaine hydroxylase. NCBI's taxonomy places the organism in Eukaryota, Haptophyta, Isochrysidales, Noelaerhabdaceae. Gene Ontology annotation, biological process: carnitine biosynthetic process. The transcript is spliced from 4 exons. The record is from RefSeq and is a predicted model, not a curated record. Gene Ontology annotation, molecular function: oxidoreductase activity. Gene Ontology annotation, cellular component: mitochondrion. The coding region runs from base 1 to 1611 and encodes 536 amino acids.